Messenger RNA from Saprolegnia parasitica CBS 223.65, 2564 nucleotides. RefSeq lists its product as hypothetical. The transcript is spliced from 5 exons. NCBI's taxonomy places the organism in Eukaryota, Oomycota, Saprolegniomycetes, Saprolegniales, Saprolegniaceae. Bases 1 to 2532 code for a protein of 843 amino acids. The record is from RefSeq and is a predicted model, not a curated record.
AUGCACAUCUUUUUGCUGCUCUGGCAAUACUUGGACGACGGCAACACGCUUCAGGACGGUAUUCAAAUGACCGAGCUCCUGCACGAUCUUCUGACAAGCGGUGACGGCCUCGAAGACCACGGCAUGUGUGGCCUCGACGGCGAUCGAACUUUCCUUCUCACGACGCGGCAGAUCUUGACCAAGAUUCAAGAGAAAGCCGACAAGUCGGACGAAUCGCUCAUCGAAGACCUGGAGGAGGCGCUCGCGCAGUGCUACUGCUGCCUCUACGGCUACGCGCUUCUCCCGUCGUGCGUCGAGCACAUGCCCAAGGAAGGCAAGAAACCGACGCCCAAGAGCGCCGACGAUAUGUUUGCGCUGCUGACGUUUGCGCAGUCGCUGGACCCGAAACACUGCACACGAAAAGAGUGCUACUUGCUCUACAAGGACGUCCUUGCGCUGCCCGAGACGGCCGAGAUGAUGAAGACGAGCCUCUUUGACAAUAAUGCGAUUGGCGGCUACGUCAACCCCGUCGCGUCGGCCGACGUGCAUGUCAAGCUGCCACCGAUCGCGGCCGCCAAGAACGCGCCGACACCCGACGCGACGCCAGUCAACGAUCUCUGGUUCCUCCUCGCGACGACGAUGCCAUUGCCAAAGUGCAAACGCCGCGGGAAGGACUAUAACGUCCUCCUCGAGUACGAGCAGUACUGUCUCCAGUACAUGCAGUACCUCCGGCGCGACGUCCGCGUGCACCCGCUGCGCGCCGAAGCCUACGAGCUCCUCGCCCAGAGCGCCAAGACGCUCCGUGCGCUCGUGGUCGACCAUAUGAACGUGGUCUGGUCCAACCACUUUGUGCUGCAAGCGCUUCCUUUGCAGCGCACGAUCCUGCUCGAGGCCGGUGUCCAGCCCACGUUCGAUGAGAUCUCGGCGACGCCGUUCUUCCAGAACGUUUUGCAGUGGACCGACGCGGUCGAUAAGACGCUACCCGACGAUGUGGCCUCGCUGAUGCCGAAGUCUCGAUUGUUUCUGCGGCAGUACACGCAGUACACGGCUACCCUGACCGAGCUGGCGUUGCGCUCUAUGGACAUGGCCGCCGAGCUCGACCCGGCAGCGUAUCGUGUCGAGUGCGGCGAAGACAGCGGCUUCUUGCUCUACGCACGGCUAUCCGAGCGCCAACUCGCAAAUACCGAAGCAGUUCGUGUCGCCGAAGCCGCCGGUCGGUACUUUAAGAACGCUCUUGCCGACGCGUCGUGCUCGCCGGUGACGACGCUGCGCGUGCACUACAUGCUCGGGAAGCUCGGGAAGAAGAUUCUGACGCUGCACAACGAGCGCCACCUUUCCUCGUCCUGGCGCUCGGUGCUCGAGUCGUUUGCGAACGCAGACAAGGCGCGCGUCGAUGACGACGCCGACGAGUACCUCGUCCACGCCUUUCACCUGCUCCACGCGACACGCCUCAAGCUGCUGCUCGCGCCAGUGUUGCAGCGAUGUACGCCGGCGACAGUGCCCGAGCUUCGCCACGCGCCGCUGCCUCGUCUCGACGACGCCUUGCCGUCAGCCGAGAUGCUGGCGUUGAUCGAAGCGUUCGCGUAUGAAAAGGAUGAUGCGACCCCGGUAGUUCUCGAGACGGACCCGCGCAAGCGGUUUCAAGCCGCGCUGGAGAACUGCGUCUCGGCCCUCGAGGUCGUGCCGCAAGAAGACAAGUACUUUCACCCGGCGUACUUUAGCCUUGCCCGCGGUGUCUUUUACGCCGGUGCAAUCAUUGAGGACGAGACCAAAUACGGGGCCGCCGCAGCACUCAAGGCGAUGAAGCCACUCUUUGAUAAGAAGCGGUCGCAGAUCGUGUCCGUGUGGCUCUCCGAGUCAGACACGCACAAGCUCGACGAGCUGCACCAGACGCAAGCCGCGUACGACAAGCUCCGGCUCAAGUACCACCAGUUUUACAUGCAUUUGCUCACGGCCGGCGGCGACUAUGCGCGCAUCUGUGAGAUUACCAACUGGAUCACAAGCAGCAAGGAAGAACACUGGGUGCUCGAUGCGAUGUUGGCGCAGGCGCUUGUUGCCCGAAGCUACCUCGCGCGUGGUCGUGUGCUGGACAUGUUCAUGAAGUGCCUCUUUCCGCAAAGCGACGACGAGCCCGCGUCUGCCAAGGCCGUGGCGCACCUGCACCGCAUGUACGGCGUGUACAUGGAGUCGCAAGAUGCGUGGCAACGCGCACGUCCGUACAACCACGGGUCGAGCAUGGGCAGCUGGCUCUGGGAGGUGACCAUGGCGUACGCUUUGGCCCAAGCGUCACUGAUCGAGUCAGGCGCGGACCUUCUCGGUGUCGUGGCGGUCGCGCAUGUCAAGACGCACCUCGAUACGCGGGACCCAUUGACGACAAACGAGACGAGCCUCCUCGGUCUCCACCUCGAGCUCAAGAUGGAAGACCGGCGCGACUGGGCCGACUUGGUUGACAAUACGCUCGCGUAUUGCGCGACCACGUGGCCCGAGAAGACGAAAAGCAACAAGUCCAAGCUGCCGACCCCCAAGACCAAGCCACAUCUGACGCUGGCGUAGAUUUCCUUUCUAUUGCAUCCAAGACGAAAAAU